GGAUUCGCAUAUUCCAAUAUCUCAAAUCCUGAGAUUAUCACGAACAAUGAAUGGUCUGGCAGAAUUGAUCAAUAUAAGACUAACACGGUGCUACAGUACGAUAGUUCUGGAAAACACGUUGAAGAAUGGGGUUAUCCAGCCCUGGCAAAACCCCCAACCGCAAAUGUUGAUAACAGUAAAAGGCCGGUGGAAUUGUUUAAAUUAUAUUUAGGUGAUAUUCCAGAAGAAGAAAAGCCACCUUUGCCUGAUGGCUUAACUUACGAUAAGGCAAUCAUCGAUUAUCUUCAUGAGCUUGCGGAAGCGGCGGCUAUUUAUUGUAUGAAGUAUUUCAAAGACGAGGUUGCAAAUAUUAUUCGAAGGAAAUUUCUCAUAUGCGAUGUUGGCGGGGGCACGGUUGAUUUGACCGUUCGUAAACUGGUGGGUGGAAAGCGUCUUAGCGAACUUACCGAAUGUACGGGAGAUUAUUGUGGAGGUUCAUAUGUAGAUCAAGAGUUUGUUAAAUAUGUUGGAAGAAAAGUCGGAAACAUGGAUGACUACAAAAAUAUUGAACUAGACCUGGAAGAAGUUUGUCCAGCCUUGAAACAAUAUGUGGAAGGUGCAAAUAGAAUGAAAUUAGAAAAAGAUGAGUGGAUUAUGGAGUUUGAUUUCGAAACAGUCAAAGCAAUGUUUGAUCCGGUGAUCGGUAAAAUAAUAAGAUUGAUACGUGCCCAACUUGAUGCAUCGGGUUCUUUAUCAGCAAUGUUUUUGGUCGGAGGGUUUAGUGAAUCAAAAUAUCUUCAAUCAAGAGUGAAAGAAGAGUUCAGUAAGAACAUCAGAUAUAUUUCAGUUCCUCCGCAGCCGAUCACAUCGAUUCUACGAGGAGCAGUUGAAUACGGUCUCAACGUGCAAAUCAUUAAAAACCGAGUAUUGAAAUAUACCUAUGGGAUUAGAUGUUCAUAUAAUGCGAGGAUACUUAAUUCCUUUUUUAGGAUGGCCACAAGAGGGACCAAAGUUGAUAACGAUAUUCGAAUAAAAUUCGAUGUUUAUUAUACAAAAAAACAUAAUGGAGAUUACACGACGGACGAAGGAAUGAAUCUUCUUGGUACUUUUACUAUCGAUUGUCCCGAUCCAGAACUUGGUCUCAGGCGACCAAUUGAUUUUUCAUUGCGUUUUGGCGAGUCGGAAAUUAUUGCAACUGCCGUUAAUAGAACCAACGGAAGAAGCUAUAAUUGUUCGCUGGCAUUGGAUUUUGUUUAA
Molecule: messenger RNA, 1236 nt
Organism: Acaulospora colombiana
Lineage: Eukaryota; Fungi; Glomeromycota; Glomeromycetes; Diversisporales; Acaulosporaceae
Source: the annotation of a GenBank genome assembly